Molecule: messenger RNA, 441 nt
Organism: Microthlaspi erraticum
Lineage: Eukaryota; Viridiplantae; Streptophyta; Magnoliopsida; Brassicales; Brassicaceae
Source: the annotation of a GenBank genome assembly
AUGGCUGUUGUAGAAGAACCCAUCCUUUCGAGAUUGGACCGUAUUGAUUUCAUGGUGAGGAAGCUAGAGGAGAUGAAAGGAAGCUCGCCGAGAAGCUCGAGCCCAUCGACUCCGUCGAGUGGGACACAGCCAUCGUCACUGGAUCUGUCGUCACCGAGGAGCACAGGGAAGGUUCAGUGCCGUUCGAUGGAGCAAGUAAUGGAGGAGACUGAGAGGAAAGGAACUUUGCUGGAGAGACUAAACAAUGUGGAGGAGCAAGUUCUUAAGCUGUGCUCGCAGUUUGAGGGAGAGUUUGAAGAAGAGAGAAAGAAGGAGAUGUCGACGACGGAGAAGGAGAAGAAGACGAAGAAGAAGAAGGGAUUGAGGAAGUUCGUGGAUAAAGUUGUCGGAUCUGGAUCUUCUUCUCCGACCAAUAUCCAUUCCAAGAGCUGGCGUUGCUGA